CCGUCGUCAUAUACGCUAAGACACGCCCGCGGGUACGGCCGGUCGGCUCUUCGCAAUUGGCUCUUUCAGGUGUCCAAAGACGGCAAUAAUUGGACGACACUAUACACACAUAGCGACGAUUGUUCACUGAACGAACCGGGCUCUACCGCCUCUUGGAAUCUAACGGUUCCCGGCGAUGAGAAACAAGGUUGGCGUCACAUUCGCGUACAACAGUCUGGAAAGAACGCCUCCGGACAGACCCACUAUCUAUCGUUGUCUGGUUUCGAGAUCUACGGCACAGUCACCGGAGUGUGCGAUGAUUUGGGCCGCGCGGCCAAAGAGGCCGAAGCGAAUCUGCGCCGUCAGCGGCGACACGUUCGGCAACAGCUCAGGCAUAUGGUGGUGAACGCACGAGUGACCAGAGGUCCCGAUUGGAAGUGGCGCGACCAGGACGGGGCGCCCAUUGGCGAAGGUUUAAUUACGGGUGAAUUGCAUAACGGGUGGAUUGAUGUGCAGUGGGAUCACGGGGGCAGCAAUUCCUACAGAAUGGGCGCAGAAGGCAAGUACGACCUGCGUCUGGCGCCCAACUUUGAUCCCGAUAUGGUCGUGAAGUCCGCAACAUUGCCCACAUUAACCACAUUAACUCAACAGCUAUCGCCGACCAUCGCUCCGGUGGCCAUAACAAACACUACUGACACUAUAGCGGCCAAGGGGUUGGUCUCGACGCCCAACACUAUGUUUCCCGGUCGCAAAUCGAGCUCCACCUCCAGUUUACUGGAGCCGUCCUCGUCAUCGAACAGCCGCAUAACCGUCGCGUGCACUGAACAGGCCUCGUCUGCCGACUCGCUGGUCGCCCGCAAGGCUAUGAUCGCCGGCAGUCUCACGCGUUCGGCCGGCGACUCAUCGCUAUGCGAUCGCAAGAGCAACGAGAAUGUG
Molecule: messenger RNA, 915 nt
Organism: Medioppia subpectinata
Lineage: Eukaryota; Metazoa; Arthropoda; Arachnida; Sarcoptiformes; Oppiidae
Source: the annotation of a GenBank genome assembly